Messenger RNA from Trifolium pratense (red clover), 1353 nucleotides. RefSeq lists its product as uncharacterized. The transcript has 3 exons. Lineage: Eukaryota; Viridiplantae; Streptophyta; Magnoliopsida; Fabales; Fabaceae. The coding region runs from base 335 to 1324 and encodes 329 amino acids. The record is from RefSeq and is a predicted model, not a curated record.
UUACUAUCGGAGGUUUAUCCAAGGAUUUUCCAAAUUAGCAUUGCCGUUGACUCAGUUGACUAGGAAGAGUCAAGCUUUUGUUUGGGAUGAUAAGUGUGAGGAGAGUUUCCAAGAGUUGAACCAAAAUGCUAUAAUGAACCAAAAUAUCCAAGUUCCGGCUCCCUACCUCAUUAGAGGAUAUUAACUAGAUGAUCAAUAAUAUCAUUUAAUUUCAUAUGUUCAGGAUGCAUUCUCUAAAAGUUUGAAUGUCUUUAAGGAUAUUUAUAAAGAUUAUUAUCUUAUCAGUUCGCUUUGAUUUAUUUAAUUGCAGUUCGAUUGCCAUUUCAAGUUCACCAUGGUUGGCAAAUUAAAAAAUCAAUGUUAUACGGGGAUACAAUAUAUAGGGGAGGUUGAAGUAGAUAAAUCCUUUGUUGCUGCUACUAAAUGUCAAUUGAGCUAUUUUAAGGAACUUUAUUAUCAAUGUUCACGACACCAGAGCCUUUUGACUGUGGAAUCUAUUGUUCAACAUCCCGCUGAUGGGACUGACUUACUUGUAUGUGAAGUGGUCCAAACUUUAAAUGAUUAUUUUGAGGAGCAGAAACUUGAUGGGGCAGAAGUGACUGAAACUCAGUGGUGGGAACAUAUCUCUGAGAAAUUUCGAAGAAUUUUUAGAGAUGUGAUUCAAGGGAUGAUGUUCUUAUACUCAGCAACUGAUUAUGAUUGUGGGGACUUGUCAUUCAAUGUGUUUGUUACAAAAAGUGGCAGAGGGAAGAUUUUGCCAAGCAUGGUUAAGAGAACUGGAACGAAACAAACUGUAGAUCAUAUCAAAAUACUCAAAGAUUUAAUGAAGACAGUCAUUGCUUUUCCAUUCAGUGGCAUUACAGAAAGUUUGGAGCUCCCACUUGAACUACGAAGGUUUUUGGAUUUUGAACAUUCGAGAUGUUUCAGUCCGGCUUGGUUUGUGAUUAAUUGUCCCUUUUUCUGGACCGUGGAAGAACGGAUCCAGUUUGCGCAUGAGCUAAAGAUGUUGAUCAAGCUUAAUCUGAAGUUUAGAUAUACGAUUGAAGCAUGUCUUGAGGAUGCAAAUUUGUUUUCUAAUUGGAAUGAUGUUGUUGUUGAUGGCAUUUAUAAGAAGAUACUGGACUAUCAUGGACCAACAACCUCAAAUGCUGAAGAUGAUGAUGCAGAUGAAUCAGCAGCACAUGCAAAAUCCAAAGGUAUGACAUUACUAACUUUCUGCAAUAAAAUUCUGAACACACCUCAUGUUACAAAGUUUUGCGUUAAUAACAAACUGCUGCAUAGGAUCUAUAGGUUUAUUUUAAUCUUCAUUCCCAGGGGUCCUUAAUUUCUUUCUAAGUAACAUGCUUAUGAGAU